Pneumocystis carinii B80 is the source of this 1281-nucleotide messenger RNA. RefSeq lists its product as hypothetical. The coding region runs from base 25 to 1014 and encodes 329 amino acids. Gene Ontology annotation, biological process: kinetochore assembly; mitotic sister chromatid segregation. NCBI's taxonomy places the organism in Eukaryota, Fungi, Ascomycota, Pneumocystomycetes, Pneumocystales, Pneumocystaceae. The record is from RefSeq and is a predicted model, not a curated record. Gene Ontology annotation, cellular component: nucleus. The transcript has 6 exons.
AGUAGUUGCUUUUACGAUAACUUAAUGAUGAGUGGAUUUCAAAAAUUUGCAGAAAAAUGUAGGAAAUAUGCCUUAAUUACCUUUGAUAAUGAAGAUUUAUUUAACUUUUCUAUGGAUGAUCCGUAUGAAUUCAGAUUAGAUGAGAUAAUUAAAGAUUUAAAUGAGAAAAUUCAUUAUCAAACAGAAUUUCUUAAGAAUAUCAAAGAAUCUAAUGUAGCCGUGUCAGAUUCUUAUUCUUUUCAAAAAUUGGCAGAUCUUGAGAAGAACACAAAAAAUCCCAGAGAAAGAUUAGCAUGGAUAAAACAUUAUGCAAAUCUAUAUGAAGAAUUAUCACGGACGGUUGAUUUUACAAUUGAUGAUGAUUUUAUUACUAGUUUACUUGCUCGGCAGAAAAUUCAAAAAAAUACAACAGAAGCACAAUUGACUAUGAAAAUAUUGGAAAAACGGUUGAAAAAGACAUUGUCCAUCAUUGAGAGAGAGCAAAAAAUAUUGGAAGAAAGUAAAAUAAUUGGAUCUUUAUUAGAUGAAAGAUUAAAAAAGCUGGAAAAACAAAGUCAAAGAAGCUCUCAAGAGAUAUUAAAUGAAUGUCGUAUGAAUGUAAAAGAAGCUGAACGAUCAGUUAAUAAGUUUAUGCGUGAGCUUGUUAGGUUUAUUGAUGAAGAAUUGGGUGAUAUAUUGCUUGCAGAACAAUCUGGCGCAGCAGUUGGACAUGCAGAUUUACCUGAAAAAAAACAUACUAAGUUGCCGGCAGAAUCAGGUCAAUCAACAUUAGAUAAACAUGUCUCUAUACAACAGAAAGAUAAAAUUACUCUUUGCAAUUCUACAAAGGAAUUACUUGAGAAUUUGAUGAAUCAAUCAGUUUUGCCAGGCGCAGAUCCAUAUAUGAUAGUUGAAGAUUCAGUAAUAGGAAGAAUUUUAUUACGUUCAGGAUUAGUUAUGCUACAUAACAAAGAUGCGAGAAAAAUGAGAUUAGUAGAGUUUCAGCGAGAAAUAGAUGAAAUGUCUUUUAUCUAAAGUAUUAAUAUAGCGUUUUUAUAUGAUUCUUCAAAAUGUAAAAUAUAUUUUAUUCAUCAAUUUCCAUUUCAUCAUUAAUAUCUACAGUGGUAACAUAUUUUUUGAUAUCUCUUUUAAUUAUUGCUGUAGUCCCUCUCUCGAUUUUAUAGCACCUUUCUUUAGGUGCCCGCUCAUUUGGUUUGAGAUAAUUACGAAGAUAUUGUGCCUGGUUAUAAUUAAAAAUAGACUUUUAAAUAAUAAAAAAAACCUUUUCCUUUUCUAUGACAA